Lodderomyces theae is the source of this 1233-nucleotide messenger RNA. RefSeq lists its product as uncharacterized. Bases 1 to 1233 code for a protein of 410 amino acids. The transcript has a single exon. The record is from RefSeq and is a predicted model, not a curated record. NCBI's taxonomy places the organism in Eukaryota, Fungi, Ascomycota, Pichiomycetes, Serinales, Debaryomycetaceae.
AUGAGGCACAGAUCAAGAUACAGCACACUGUCAAAAAACUUUACCAGAAAGCGCAAGAGGCAGGAAAAGUUUAAAAAGUUUGUCAAGAAGGAUAUACAGCCUCUUGAAGCUAAAUAUGCUACUCAUGGGCAACUGAAUUUGAACUUCAUCGAUACUCAAAUCACAACAACAAUGUCAUAUCCAUGGAGUAAAGUCACACCCAACCAGCUACAACAUCUGAAGUCCACAAAACCAUUAAGGACUCUAGUGCAUAUAUGUGCCGAAACAAUUGCCUCGCAAGCCCACAAAAUCACCCCAGACUUGAUGACAACGUUGCCGUGGUCGAUUUGGAAAAAAGUGUGGACAAUGAUUCUAGCCACCAACCAAGACUCACUUCAAGUAUACACCAUUUUCCUACGCCAUUUUGGUCAUUUCACCGAUUUCAAGGGUCAUAAAUCCCACAUCACAAAUGUUCGUGAUGAGACAAUUGCGUUUACGCAAGUACCACAGAAUCGACUACAUCGAAUUGAGACUUUAUUCGCAAAUGUUCUUAUACCUGAUAUGACCCAGGGGUUGGCAAAAGUUGGAGCGAGUGUCAUUUUGGAUAUGUCGCGUAUGCCAAUGGUGAGCAAAGAGGAAUACUUUCUGAUUUUUAACGUACCUAAUUUGAUUUGUCUCGAUUUGUCCAACCAGGAGAUCGAUGUCAUAUUCUUACAUCAUUUGGGCUCGUGUAUUGCCACCGGCACCAAACUCAACCAGUUAGUGCUAAUAAAAUUGGCCAAUACAAAAGUGACACCACUAGCUGUGUUGAAGUUUCUCAAUGCAAUUCUGUUUCGAGGUUGCAAACUCGCUUACAUUGAACUUGAUUUUGAAAUCAAGCAUAGGCAUUGGAGGCUCUUAGAUCCGGGCAAAUUGAAAAUUGUACAAACAAUGCCAAUGGGGUUAAGCGUGAAUGCAUUAACCAGAUCGGACACCACUCUGCCCCACUCACCAGUUUCCCCUCAAUUGAAUAAACUCCCGCUUCUUGAUAUAUUCAUAGCAAAAGAGUCUUACGAUAGUACAUACAACAUGGAAGAUAUUUGGAGAUCCCGAAACAGGGCGAUGAAUAGCAUCAAAAAAAGAACAACUUUCGUUUAUGAGAAAAUAUCACCCACCGAGUGGCCCUAUGAAAAUGGGGCAGCGGAUUUAGAGGAGAAACCACAAAGACAGAAAAGGGCACUCAAAACAAAUGCCAGAGACUUUUUCGAGUUGUAA